Molecule: messenger RNA, 1400 nt
Organism: Conger conger (European conger)
Lineage: Eukaryota; Metazoa; Chordata; Actinopteri; Anguilliformes; Congridae
Gene: lamtor2
Product: late endosomal/lysosomal adaptor, MAPK and MTOR activator 2
Exons: 4
Coding region: 149-526 (125 amino acids)
Biological process (GO): positive regulation of TOR signaling; cellular response to amino acid stimulus
Cellular component (GO): Ragulator complex
Molecular function (GO): guanyl-nucleotide exchange factor activity; molecular adaptor activity
Source: RefSeq, a predicted model, not a curated record
ACAAUGCUCUAUACUUUCUGCCACAGGAAGGAAAUGCAUUUCGGAAUCAGCUGACACUAAAUGCUUACACGAAAUAGACAGGAUUCACUCAACUUUCUGAUAAUAUCCUUUAUUUAAAGUUUAUUGGAAACUAAUUGAUAGGUCAGUCAUGUUGCGACCGAAGGCUUUGACUCAAGUUCUCAGCCAGGCGAACACAAGCGGAGUUCAGAGCACGCUGCUGUUAAAUAACGAAGGUUCUCUCCUGGCCUACUCUGGUUAUGGUGACACAGAUGCCCGCGUGACAGCGGCAAUCGCUAGUAACAUAUGGGCGGCCUAUGACAAGAAUGGACAUCAAGCCUUCAAUGAGGACAAACUGAAGUUUAUCCUAAUGGAUUGUAUGGAGGGCAGAGUGGCAAUCACACGUGUUGCUAACCUGCUGCUGUGCAUGUAUGCGAAGGAGACAGUGGGCUUUGGUAUGCUGAAGGCCAAGGCUGAAGCCCUUGUACAGUACUUGGAGGAACCCCUAACACAAGUGGCUGCUUCAUAGGAUAAGGUGUUUUUCUGCAGCAUCGACAGUGGGAUUUUCUUUCUGAAAUACGGUAAAGAAAACCAAGCUGACGCAGUUUCAUGGACUAUUAAACACUCCUCCCAACGGACUGAGUGUCUUGGUGUUUCUAAGACAAGGCACUCCUGGAGUAUUUUCUACUGAUUAUGAUUUGUAACUUUACCAUUUGCUGGAUAUUUCUUGUUGUACUCAUGUCCAAUGCUCUAAUCCUCAGAAAUCCCAGAACAUGGCAGCUUCAGGCUUUCAUCAUGCCAAUUGCGCUGGGAAAUGCAGAACCCUUAAAGCUUUUCUUAGUUUUUUUUAUAUCAGUGUCGAUAUCAGUGUAAUAUCAGUGCUUUUCAUUUUUUUUAUGCCCAGUAAUGAAUGAUAAAGUUUUGUGUUUGGAAUCUGUCGACUAAGCAAUUAAGAACUAAUCCACUAAUCUGCCUGGUGCUGGAACAAAAAGAAGACUUUGAAUUUCCCUCUCUUGCUAAUUAUAAACCUGUUUGGCUGACUAUUAAUGGCUGUCUUAUGCAUGUGAAGGCAGUGAUGGACAAUUACAUUUCUCAAGGGGUGAAGUCCAUCAGGUUUGAGAUUUACUGUCAGUCAAAAUAACAGCCUCAAUGAAACAAUGAGGAGAAUAAAGAAGGGAAAACCAGACGCCCUGGUUUUGCGUGUUGCCCAUCCCUCAUUCAGAGACCGACAUGCUAACAGCCCCCCCACCCCCUCCAUUGUCUUUGUAAGGCUUGGGUAGAGCUCACAGCUCCCUGGAGGAUCAUCAUACCAGCUGUGAGCAUUGACUUUGAAAUUAAGUGUGAAUGUAAUGCUGUUAUAUUUAGAGUUCUGCAAAUAAAAAGAUUUUAUUGAUAACAAACCA